AAUUCCCGCAUUUCAUUCCGGUGCAGAAUUCUGCAAUGUUGCAGACGUGGUCGGGAAUCUGUAAAUUGGAGAACGCAAUGAUAGUGUUCGUGCGCUUAAAAGUGUUUAUAUGUUUGUAUUGGGGUGGUUUGUUCCUCCUAUUAGCGGGUCUCCAUCAGACUGAAGGAGCAAGCACAGAGAUGACCAACAUGAACUGGAAACCAUUUAUCUACGGGGGGAUGGCCUCCAUCGUCGCAGAGUUUGGCACCUUCCCGAUCGACCUGACAAAGACGCGGCUCCAGGUUCAGGGCCAGACCCAGUGUAUGGAGAUCCGGUACCGGGGCAUGUUCCACGCCCUGCUGAGGAUCGGGCGAGAGGAGGGUGUCCGAGCGCUGUACUCGGGGAUUUCUCCAGCACUCCUGAGACAGGCCUCUUAUGGCACCAUCAAGAUCGGCACCUAUAACACUCUGAAGAAGCUGUUCGUGAGCAGACCAGAAGAUGAGACCAUGGUCAUCAAUGUGUUUUGUGGGGUUCUGUCUGGAGUCUUGUCGUCCUCUUUGGCCAACCCUACCGAUGUUCUAAAGAUCCGCAUGCAGGCUCAGGGCAGUCUCCUCCAGGGCAGCAUGAUGGCCAACUUCAUCAACAUCUACCAGCAGGAGGGGACCCGAGGGCUAUGGAGGGGUGUCAUCCCCACUGCACAGAGGGCAGCUAUUGUGGUGGGCGUGGAGCUUCCUGUCUAUGACAUCACCAAGAAACACCUGAUUCUGUCCGGCCUCAUGGGAGAUACCAUAUAUACACACUUCAUUUCCAGUUUCACAUGCGGCCUAGCAGGGGCGCUGGCCUCCAAUCCGGUGGACGUGGUGCGGACCCGCAUGAUGAACCAGCGCGUGCUGGCAGGGAGCCCCCUGUACAAGGGCACUCUGGACGGACUGAUGAAGACCUGGAGGAACGAGGGCUUCUUCGCGCUCUACAAGGGAUUCUGGCCCAACUGGCUACGUCUGGGCCCCUGGAACAUCAUUUUCUUCAUCACCUAUGAGCAGCUGAAGAAGCUUCCAUUAUAGCCAGGAUUUGGAAGAGGAUACUUCACUGGACCAGAG
Molecule: messenger RNA, 1076 nt
Organism: Megalops cyprinoides (Indo-Pacific tarpon)
Lineage: Eukaryota; Metazoa; Chordata; Actinopteri; Elopiformes; Megalopidae
Gene: slc25a14
Product: solute carrier family 25 member 14
Exons: 8
Coding region: 36-1040 (334 amino acids)
Biological process (GO): mitochondrial transport
Cellular component (GO): mitochondrial membrane
Source: RefSeq, a predicted model, not a curated record